Messenger RNA from Staurois parvus, 342 nucleotides. The record is from the annotation of a GenBank genome assembly. Lineage: Eukaryota; Metazoa; Chordata; Amphibia; Anura; Ranidae.
GGAUAUAGUGAAUGCGGGGUCCGGGAGAGCGGAUAUAGUGAAUGCAGGGUCCGGGGAGACCAGAUAUAGUGAAUGCAGGGUCCGGGGAGAGCGGAUAUAGUGAAUGCAGGGGUCCGGGGAUAGCGGAUAUAGUGAAUGCAGGGUCCGGGGGGAGAGCAGAUAUAGUGAAUGCAGGGUCCGAGGAGACCAGAUAUAGUGAAUGCAGGGUCCGGGGAGAGCGCAUAUAGUGAACGCAGGGUCCGGGGGAGACCAGAUAUAGUGAAUGCAGGGUCCGGGGAGAGCGGAUAUAGUGAAUGCAGGGUCCAGGGAGAACGAAUAUAGUGAAUGCAGGGUCCGGGGAGA